AUGGAUACCGUUUCGUACAUGCGCUCGCUCCAUCCAGUGCGAGAGCGCUCGUCCUUGAUCCUUUCGAACCCGCAGUAUCUGCAGCACUUUGAUCUAAAUCUUGCCGCCCUCGAUACAGUCGUCGACCAGAUCCUGGAGCUCAUCCGUCGCGACUACGAGAAUCUCUCAGAGAUCCCUCCUCAUUCGAGAUGGCGUCACUUCGAAGCCAACAACAUCAAGCGCAUCGAUCCCAUCCUGGCCGACUGGGACCAGCGCUCGGUGCCCGCCAUCGAGCAGACCCGACGAGUCCUCGAUCUCUUCAUCGUUUCGGUCUUGCUCGAUGCCGGUGCCGGCGACCGCUACAAGUACCACCCAAAGGCCGAGCCUGGGAUCUCUUACACGCGCUCUGAAGCCCUCGCUCUUGCUUCCCUGGACAUGUUCCUGGCUGGCGGGUUCUCAUCCGAUCCCAAGCAGCCGUUGCAGGUCGACAGCCUCGGGCUCGCCCAGGUCACGACGCAAAUGCUCGCCAACCACCUUCAGGUCAGCGACAGCAAUCCUCUGAAUGCUCUCGAGAACCGCUGCGAGCUGCUGCACUCGCUGGGACGAGUCAUUGCCGGCAGCAACCCGUUCUUCCCCAUCACCAGCGGCGUCGCCAGGCCAGGCAACCUCAUCGAUUACUUGGUCCAGCAUCCUUCGACCCAGAACGGGCGUGUGCAGAUGGCCGUGCUGUGGGACUGCAUCGGCAAUGGUCUCUGCCACAUCUGGCCGUCCUCGCGCACUACCCUGGACGGCGUCCCGCUGGGUGAUGUCUGGAAGCUGCAGAGCCUGGAUCUGGCAAUGAAACAGCCCAACAGCCAUGGGACGGUGUGCAGCGAUCCCAAAUCGGCUGGGCUGGCGGCCUUCCACAAGCUCUCGCAAUGGCUGGCUUAUUCGUGCCUGGAGCCCAUCGAGGUCAUCAUGAAGCUCCAAAUCGAAGGCAUCGAGCUGCUGACCGGGCUGGCCGAGUACCGCAACGGUGGGCUCUUUGUCGAUUCAGGCGUCCUCAGCCUCAAGCCCGGCCGAGACGGCACCGUCAUCAAGGGCGGCAACGGCGUCCCGCCUCGUUUCCGCGUCGAUGACGAUGUGGUGGUCGAGUGGCGAGCCUUGACGGUUGCUCUGCUCGAUCGAGUCGCCGAGAAAGUCAGACACAGACUCGGUGCCGACAAGCACACCCUCCCGCUUGCCAAGGUUCUCGAGGCUGGCACAUGGAAGGCCGGCCGUGAGAUCGCUGCCAAGUUGCGUCCCCUGACCAAGGGUCCUCCAAUCGAAAUUGAAUCGGAUGGGACGGUUUUCUGA
This is a messenger RNA of Polychytrium aggregatum, 1314 nucleotides long. RefSeq lists its product as uncharacterized. NCBI's taxonomy places the organism in Eukaryota, Fungi, Chytridiomycota, Chytridiomycetes, Polychytriales. Bases 1 to 1314 code for a protein of 437 amino acids. The transcript is spliced from 2 exons. The record is from RefSeq and is a predicted model, not a curated record.